Cheilinus undulatus (humphead wrasse) is the source of this 2889-nucleotide messenger RNA. Its product is annotated as leucine-rich repeat-containing protein 14. Lineage: Eukaryota; Metazoa; Chordata; Actinopteri; Labriformes; Labridae. The record is from RefSeq and is a predicted model, not a curated record. Bases 333 to 2021 code for a protein of 562 amino acids. The transcript is spliced from 3 exons. Gene Ontology annotation, cellular component: cytoplasm.
CCAACUGUAAACACUCCGCUGCAGCAGGAGCAUCUUCCUCAGUGAUAGUCUGUCGAGUUAGCUUACAGGAUGAGUCAACGUUUAAUUUCCCCCUCUGUAAAGGUUAAUACUCUGAGGAGGUGUCAGUUUUUGUUGUAAAGUCUUUUUUCGGCGCUUUACAAGUCUGCAUUAAGUUACUGCUAUAAAGCUAAUCUUAGCUUCGGAGCUAGUUCCAGCUAGCAGACUGAGUAUCGUUAUCCAUCCAAAGCUGCAUCUUUUCGGCUAAAGACGACGCCACAUCUCCUCACUCGGUGUGUUUUUUAAUCUAAAACUGCUUCCCUCUCUGAGCUGAAAUGGUGGUUUCCUUGGUGAGCCUCUGUGCCAGGGAGGUGGUGAGUGACCACAGCUCGUCGCCCUGCUGGCUGAGAUGGGUGCCCAGAGAGCUGUACAGGGCGCUGCUGGAGGCCGCCUUCACCAGCCACAGACCGCUGGCUGUGGGUGAACUGGUGCAGAGGUGGCCCGAGAGGACUCUACGUGUCGGUGGAAGGAGGAAGCAGGGACAGAAUGCACCUAAUCGACUUUGUAUCCAGGCUCUGCUACUUGCAGUGGUUAGAGGACUGUCGGACAGGAGAUGUGCCUUGCAAGUACUGGACCUUUGUGGACUCCAAGGAGAUGAAGGAGCCAUGGGAGACCCAAUGGGAGGCUGGUCCCUAACUGUAGCCCUCUCCACCAUGGUGGUUCAGGCCAGAGCAGGAGCUCAGAGAGCACAGAGGAGAGAAGGAGAGCGGGAGAGAAAAAGAUUCUCUGCUCUGGAGAGGGAAAAGGAUGUGAAAAGAGAGAGGGGUCAGUGGAAGAGAGAAGGAGAUGGGGAGGGAGUGGAUAGGACAGAGCUGGGGGUGAAUAACAGAGAGAAUAUGGGAUCAAAUGUGACUGUGGGUGAGGAGGAGCUGAUUAAAGGAGUGAGGAGGAGGAUGGAGAUAGAGAGGAGGAGAGAAACUGCCUUGACAGGUUCAGGAGGAAGUAAGAAGGAGCCAGACGAUGUUAAUAGUGAGGUGUUGGUGCAUGUUAGAGCUGAUCUUUUUGUAAAUGCUCGCUCCUGGGAGCGUGUUCGUGCUGCUCUCAACACAUCAGGACCCCUCAAGCUUCAGUGCAGAUACCUACGCUUGGAGGAGAUCUCAGUGUCCAGUAUCAAGACUCUGCUUGACCUCCUGCCUCGACAGGGUUUCAUGGGCAUUGAUGUUCGCUACAGCAGCCUUGGGGUGGCUGGUUUGGUUGAGCUGCUGCCUCUGCUCUCCACCUUCCCUGCCUUGAGGUCUCUCCGCCUACAUUACUGCAACCUGGACUUUCGCAGAGACCACCUCGGUCAGGAAGAGGCACUCAGGGAUUUGUCUCAGGGUUUGGCUAAGCUGCAAGAACUGAGGCGUCUCAGUCUAACUGCUCUGAGACUUCCUGGACAGCUCCGUGUGCUACUAAGCUCUCUACCUCAGCCUCUGGAGAUUCUGGAGCUGCCGUAUUUAAGCCUGAGCCCUGCAGACCUCGCCUAUCUCUCCUGUGCCCAUCACGCCUCCACACUGCAGCAGCUCGAUCUAAGCGAGAACCGUCUAGAUGAAACCACCCUGCCCUCCAUCCGUCGCCUCCUCUGCCAGGCUUCCACUACCCUGCAGCAUCUCUCUCUCAGCGGCUGUGGCCUGACAGACGGCCUGCUGGCACUGCUGCUGCCCUCUCUGGGGGGCUGCUGCGCCCUCAAGAGCUUAGCUUUGGCUCUGAAUCCACUCUCCAUGGCUGGCCUCAUGGACCUGGUGAGGAUGGCUGUGAGGAUGCCCUCCCUACGUCACUUACUGUACCCAAACCCCCUGGAGGACUACCAGCCAGGCCUCCCUGAACUGCCUUCCAGUGCUCAGCUUUUAGACUGGCCGCUUGAUGAAGGUAUGCACAUCAACACGACCAGCAGUCAGCUCAACAGAGUGCUGACAGACAGCGGACGCUCUGGCCUCUUUCUGACCUGCGACCUGCUCAAUUAUGAUAAAGACUUGGUGGACUAGAGCAGAGGUGAAGCAAAGGACCCAGGUGCUUUUUUUAGUUUGCUCUCCUACAAAUAGAAGAGAAAUGUACUUGACAGUCAACUACCAUCUGUUUGAUUGUGCAACAUUCAUUUAUCUCUUUGUGGAUCCUUGAAUUUGUCAUGUGUUGGUUCUAUUAAAUCAAAAAAGUAGAGCCUUUAGUACAUGCAGACCUCAACUGAGGCUACAUGCAGUCAUUUUUUUAAUUCUUACAGCAGAAUCAGAAAAGACAAAUCAGAAGAUCAUUAAAAAUCGAAGUACUGGUGGGGCUACAAUUUGCCCCUUGUAAGAAAAAGAACUAAGCCAUGCUUUAAUAAAAUGGUGCUUUGUUACUUUAAGACACUGAUUACCAGCUGGUUUUGUAUCAGACAUUGUUGCUUUAUCAUCAGCUGUUUGCUGUAAGCUGUUUCCCUUGUGCCUUUACAUUUCAUCUAUCCUAUUCAAGUACAAUAUUUGCUGAACUUUUAUGUCUGAAGGCUUUACAUCCACAGCUACAUCGUCAAGUUUGACAGAGGGCAAUAUUUCUGAAUGUAUGUUUACUCAAUAAUUGCAUUUCUUUCCAUAACUAGUAAAUGAAUGUUACUAAGAUAUACUUUUGUGUAUAUUCUCUGAAAAAUUUUGAUUUUUUUUGGCUUUGUUUACCAUGCAAAGUACUUUGAAUGUCAAUUCAAGUUCCAUUAUGUUUUUUUUUCCUAUUAAUUCACUUUGAAUCAUAUCUGAAGACAGUCAUCUGGAAAUACAUGUACCAAAUCUGCUAUAAGACACAUUAAAUCAUAUAUACAGCAAAAAUUCAGAAUAAAUUGGUCAAAAGGCAACAUUUAAGAGUCAUUUCAUUCAGUAUUUCAGAAAU